GGCGUGCGCCACCAUCGCCCGGCUAGAUGGGGUUUCUUACUGACUACUUGACUAACCUAACCAGACAACGCCAAGGCCCUCCUGCCUGUGCCUUCUAGCAGUGGCAUCCCAGGUGCAGAGACAACGGUGGACGCUGGAGUCCUGGACUCCUGAUUCCAAGUAUUUCUACAUACUGAUCUAUUCCCUGCCCAUUUUCUUUAGUGACCAGGUUCUCAGACAGUCUAGGGUUGAUCUUGAACCCCAAAAGCUUGGAUCAGUCUGGCACCACUAUACCUGACUUUCCUGUUGUUUUUAGAAGACAGAACACAUAUACACGCAUAUGUAUCUAUGUAUGUACCUAUGUAUGUAUGUAUGUAUUUAAGGAUGUACAUAUGUGUUCCAAGUUGGCCUUCAUCUUACCUCAGUCUCUAAGUGCUAGAAUUACAAAUAUCCAUUUUGAUACACAAGUCAAUUAAAAUGCUCAGUUUUAAGUAUAGACACAUUAUUGCAAUUUCAGGGCAUAAAGUACAUAUAGACAAGUUUGGGUUUAAAAACAUGAUCAAACACUGUUGCCAGUGGCUCACUGUUAAAGGUGCUUGCUGCUAAGCCUGACGGACCUGAGUUUGAUUCCCAGGACCCACACAGCAGAGGAAGAAAAACAGCUCUCAAUAGUUGUCCUGUGACCUACAUUUCUGGUACCAUGAGGGUAUACUCACCUAAAACAAUAUACAAAAUAACAAAAGCUUUAUAAUAAAAAACCAUGAAGUGAUGAAUAAAUACAUGAGCAGCUGGUCUGUGGCCACACGAUGCUGAGGUCUCCAUGGUCAAGAUGGCUGCUGGAAGUACCUCACUGGACUGUGGCACAACCUCCCUCUGCGUCCACAGCCCCUGCGUGUCCUCCAGCAGUUCACAGAGAUGGCGUUUCUACCCUUACCAUUCACAUCACCAAGGCAAAUAAAUAAUAAAUAAAUAAAUGCUGGAGGGAGGCCAGGGCUCGGACCUCAUCACCUACCCUCCCCAGUCACCGUGGGUGGGCCUUUGCAUCCCUUUCUGCAGAUCCCGCUCCAAGCCUGUCUGAGGACACUGAUUACCCUGUUUCAUAGCAGCACCCCCAGCGCUGUUCAUGCCCUCACCUCGCCUUAAUUCUUCCCUUGUAGUCCAAUCAACUGCACAGUAAUUACCUGUACUGAUGUUUCUUCUUGUCCCUAAGAGACUUGGUGAUUGAGUGGUGGCAUCUGUGGGAUGCCUCUUGUCUACGCUGUCCCCUCUGCUAUGGAUGCUCUGUUCUGCUUUUCCCUUUAGGACCCAGGGCAAAGCUCCCUCCUUAGUGAGCCACCCCAGACCACCUCAUCCUAGCUAGCCAGUCAUCUUUUCUACUGGCCUCCCACUGUCCCCUCUGAGAGUCCCAGGGCUGUGGCAUCUGUGCCCAGGUGCCUCCCCAAACCUGAGCAGGCCCUCAGUAUCCAUCCACUGCACCCCUCCCAGUCUCAGGACUAUUUCAUUGUCCCUGCCCCAUUCUGCUGCCCUCUCACUUUCUACAGAUAUUCCCUGAGGCCUAAGUGUCCCUCUGCACACUGCCCCACACUAUGUCCACUUGGCCCCUCCUAUUCAGGCUUCAGGACCCAGCACAGGCAAACCUCUCAUAGGCACUUCCCUGAUGGUCCUGGCUAUUGCUGCCCCCAUCACUGUCUAGAGGCUGUGGCUUUCGACCUGAUCUUGGGUUCCAUCCUCGGUCUAGUAGAUGACAAGUGGGUCAUGACUGAUGGAGAGCCCAGGCCCUGAGUCCCACCUCCAGGAGGCUUUUCCAUCUGCUCCUCCCUGUGAAGACUCUUCCAUGUUCUACCAACAACUCCAGCUCAGUGUUACCUCCUCUAUGAAGCCUCCUUGGAACUCGAGGUGGCCAGUGUCUCUCUCUGGGCUUGCCCACCCCAGCAAUAACAUCACCUAGGCCUGAAGACUCAAGGCAGGCCCUUGGUGAACCCAGCUCCAAUUUUCAGCCCUGUUAAGUAGGAGUGGAUGUGAUUCUAUUCACUAACAGGCUCCAGCCUUGUGCCAGGGUCCCACCUUCUCUCCCCUCUGAUCUCACUCUCCAGAGUCCUCAGUGCUCACUAUGACCUCAUGAAGUUGCUUGUGAUGAGCCAUCCGGUCGUCGUCCUUGGCUACCAAAUCUCGCAUGCUUUACCCUGACUUCAAGGAGCUCAAGCCCCUUUGCACCCGCCAUGCAUUCUCCAUCAAAGAGAUCCUCCAAGCCCGGCAUGGCUCCGGCACCGGCACCCACUGGGCCCUCCAUGCCCACCACAGCUCCCAUACUUCCAGCUUCCCUGAAGACCACCAAAGCAGCGGCGCCCAACAGUUCCUCAGUGCAUCCUAAGUCCCCUAACUUGGUCAUGAGCCCCAGUAGUUCUAAGUCUACCAGAUCAACAGGUACUAAGACAGCUCCUUCCACCCAUCCCAGCAGUAGAUCCCAAGGCCACAGCAAGACGAGAACACCCAGUCGGCUGAGCAAGAGCGGGAAGAGCGGCAAGACUGGCAUUGUGGAACAUCAGCAGAAAGGCACACAUAGCCGGGGGCGAACUCCGGGCAGGAAGCGAAGUCACAGCUCCAAGAUGUCCCCCAGCAGAACAAGUACUCCUAUCAGGAAGAGAACCCAUUCCGCCAAACCAGGUGUGGCCAAGAAGGCAACGACACCUACUUCUGACCGCAAACAAAGCCAAGACAAGAGUUAUACCCAACCUAGAACCAGUACACAGGAAAGGAGUGCCAGCCAGCCUAGAAACACGCACCAGGAAAAGAGCCCCAAGUCACCAGGGGCCUCAGACCCGGGGAGCAGCUCUAGAGUAGCUGUGAUCCCCAGUAGGGCCAAGAGCCACAGCUUAAGUAGGACGGCCUUAAUGAGCUCUAGCAAGUCUCCUGUGGCAUCCAGGAGAGCCAAGAGCUAUAGCCAGGUGACGUCCCCCAGCAGGGAACAGACUCACACCGUGAUAGAUCUGACUGACUUGUCAGGCACGGUCAAGAGUUACAAACAGGACAGCAGCCUCAGCAGGACCCAAAGCUUUAGCCGCUCCAGGACCCCCAGCAGGACCCGAAGUCACAGCCGCUCCAGGACCCCCAGAAGGUCAAGAAGUCACAGUCACAAGAGGACCCACAACCGGGUGAGAAGUUACAGCUGGAAGAGAAAUCGUAGUAGGGCAAGAAGUCGUACGCGGAGGGGCACACCCACCCAGAUGAGACGCAGCAAGUCCAGAACCCACAGCCAAGGGAAACGUCACAGCCCACAGAGAGCUCUAGGAAGGGAAAGAAGUCGAGUGAGGUCUAGGACUUCCAGCGAGGAAGAAAGUCGCAGCCGGUCCAGAGGGACCCGAGAGAGACAUCACAGCCAAUCCAGAACUGCCAGGAAGAAGGGACACAAGCUGUCUAGGAUGCCUACCAGUGAAAGCAGGCACAACCCGUCUAGAACCCCCAGCACAGACACAGCCCGCAGCCGGCCUAGAGCCUCCAUCAAGAAGAGAGCACAGAGCCGAUCCACCAUUUCCAGCAAGGAAAGGCACCGUGGCCAACUGAGAGCCACCAGCAAGGAGAGCUCCCGAAGCCACUCUAGAACCCACAGCAGGGACCAAGAACACAGCCACCCUGGAACCAAAAGCAGGGACCGAGAACACGGCCACACUAGAACCCUCAGCAGGGACCGAGAACAUGGUCACCAUAGAAUCCACAGCAGGAACCGAGAACACGGUCACCCUAGAAUCCACAGCAGGGACCGAGAACAUGGUCACCCUAGAACCCACAGCAGGGACCGAGAACAUGGUCACCAUAGAAUCCACAGCAGGAACCGAGAACACGGUCACCCUAGAAUCCACAGCAGGGACCGAGAACAUGGUCACCCUAGAACCCACAGCAGGGACCAAGAACAUAGCCAAUCUAGAACCUCCACCAAGGACCAAGAAUACGACCAAGCUACAGCCCCUGAGAGCCUCCCAGGGAAGCCAUCUCCCACCAGAACCAGGAGUUCUAGCCAGAAGAGAGCCCACAACAAGGAAAGGGGUCACUCCUCCUUGCAGCCUUCCAAGGGAAUUCAAGCCCAGGAAUCCAGCUUCGUCAACACCACAACUUCUAAGGCUAUCUCACCUGGGGAAAGGUCUUCAUCAUCUUCCUCCAAGCUGGCGUAG
Molecule: messenger RNA, 4145 nt
Organism: Microtus ochrogaster (prairie vole)
Lineage: Eukaryota; Metazoa; Chordata; Mammalia; Rodentia; Cricetidae
Gene: Srrm5
Product: serine/arginine repetitive matrix 5
Exons: 1
Coding region: 2199-4145 (648 amino acids)
Source: RefSeq, a predicted model, not a curated record